UGCUGCCAAGUUUUCGGCAAACGACGGUGGCCAUCUUCCUUUCUAAAGAAUCGCGUUCGCACAGCAGACGUGUUUAAAACCUUUUUGAGUGUUUUAAAAGCUCCGUCAAUAUGUCGACUGGUACAACUGCCACAAUUCGCACCCGCAAGUUCAUGACCAACCGUCUGCUUGCCAGGAAACAAAUGGUCUGCGAUGUUCUCCAUCCCGGACUUUCAUCAGUCAACAAGACCGAGAUUCGUGAGAAGCUCGCCGCCAUGUACAAAGUGACACCCGAUGUUGUGUUUGCUUUCGGUUUCCGCACCAACUUUGGCGGUGGCCGCUCUACUGGCUUUGCCCUGAUCUACGAUACUCUGGACUUUGCCAAGAAGUUUGAGCCAAAAUACCGCCUGGCUCGUCAUGGUCUCUUCGAACAGAAGAAGCAGACACGCAAGCAACGCAAGGAACGUCGCAACAGAAUGAAGAAGGUCCGUGGUACCGCCAAGGCCAAGAUCGGUACCGGCAAGAAGUAAAACAAUAUAGCUGGCACAUCAAUAUGAUAUUGUGUGUGUGUGUUGCUGGUGGCGCGCACCUGCAAUUCCGAAAUUAAUUGCUGCGUUAGUUGUACUUCUUUUAUAAAUCCAAUGACAACACAAAAA
This is a messenger RNA of Drosophila hydei, 635 nucleotides long. It is a transcript of the gene RpS24, whose product is annotated as 40S ribosomal protein S24. Gene Ontology annotation, molecular function: structural constituent of ribosome. The transcript is spliced from 2 exons. Gene Ontology annotation, cellular component: ribosome. The record is from RefSeq and is a predicted model, not a curated record. NCBI's taxonomy places the organism in Eukaryota, Metazoa, Arthropoda, Insecta, Diptera, Drosophilidae. The coding region runs from base 111 to 509 and encodes 132 amino acids. Gene Ontology annotation, biological process: translation.